Molecule: messenger RNA, 1749 nt
Organism: Alternaria alternata
Lineage: Eukaryota; Fungi; Ascomycota; Dothideomycetes; Pleosporales; Pleosporaceae
Exons: 5
Coding region: 1-1749 (582 amino acids)
Biological process (GO): DNA-templated transcription; regulation of DNA-templated transcription
Molecular function (GO): DNA-binding transcription factor activity, RNA polymerase II-specific; DNA binding; zinc ion binding
Source: RefSeq, a predicted model, not a curated record
AUGGAAAUGGAGAAGCGUCAGGGCGAGAGCAUGAACCCACCUCCGCGUCUAGCGUGUCAGCAGUGCAAGUCACGAAAGAUCAAAUGCGACAAAGGCGCUCCAUGUUCAGCUUGCCGGAACUCAGGCCUCAGUUGCCAUGCUGUGCAACGGGCGCGUCUACCCCGUGGCAAGACGGCAAAGGGAUCGGCUUCGAAUAGGGACCUUGCGGCACGCGUCGCACGAAUAGAGAUCCUCCUGGAGCAGCAGUCCAAGCAAACAGCAAUUCAGGGUACCACAUCAGAUCAAGCUCCAGUUACUGGCAAUUUGAGAAACGAUGGGCUUGUGGGUGUAACUAGUGAGAAGAUCGCUGACUUCGUAGCGCCGGAUUUCUGGAGUGCCCUCUCCAGCGAAGUUCACGGGUUGCGAGAGGCAUUAGAGGAUGACGCUGAAGAUGAAGCAAAUACACAUGACGUUGAGCUCACAGCCAAGGCUGCCGGAGACACAUGCUCGACAAACGCGAUACUAUUUCCUCAAUGGUCAAAGAGCUAUGCCAAUCCCUAUGAUGAUCCCCCGCCGGACGUACGAGAAACACUGCUUCAUCUAUACCAUUAUCGAGUAGACAGUGUAUAUAAGAUGACUCACUGGCCAACGGUGUUAUCAGUCAUCAGAGCAAGUCAUACGCAGCCUCAGGAUGUCUCGCCUCCUUUCUCCGCGCCAAAAGAGAUGGGCUUGGGCGUAAGAUCAGAUAUGCUUCAACACUAUCGCUCUGCUGUAGAGGAAUUGCUUGUCCGAUCGAACCUACUACAAAGCCCAGACGUCUUUACACUACAAACUUUCGUAGUGUAUCUUGUAGGAUUAAGAACAUGCUGUAGCGGCGCCUACACAUGGACGCUUGUUGCGGUUGCCGUGCGUGCUGCUACACUGUUGAGACUUGGAGAGGAAGACCCAAAAGACUUUUCGCCAUUCGAUCUCCAAUUACGUCAGCGCUUAUUCUUUGCGAUCGGGAUCCUUGAUACCCAUUCGGCCUUAGAUCGCGGUACGAUCCCUAUCCUGCCUUCUACCUCCUUCCGAGCACCUCCACUAAACAUCAACGAUGAUGAUAUGCACCCAACAGACAAGGCAAUUCAACCCUCCCUGCAGUAUCCUACCGACAUGUCGCAUACUGCCAUGAUCUAUGAAGCAAUGAUAUGUCAACGGAGAUUGUACGAGAUCUCAGAUGGCGUCCAAAAUGGAUGGGAACAGUGGACUAAGAAGGUCGAGCUGCUAAACGAAUUUAAGACGUCUAUCCUGAGCGAAAGAACCAAUAUUCAUAGCUAUGAUAGCCCGCUGGAGAUGCUCCGAAGAAUGUCAGCUCAAAAGAUUAUCGUCAGUAUGCAACUCCUGGCUCGAAGACCACCCUAUAGACAACCACACAAUAUUGUCCCUCCGUGGGAUGACUUCGAUAUCAUGAAAUCCGCGACCGAGGUCCUCGAGCAGCACCUCCAGCCUAUUCCGGUCGAGCUCCAGCCUUGGGCUUGGAAGAACUGGGUGCAAUGGCAUGCACUUGCGGUCUUGCUUGCGGAACUGAUGUUUCCGGCAUUAUGCGCGACUAGUAGCGGAUUCAGAGUCUGGACUGCUGUGGAAGCCCAUCGCGAAGCUAAUGCGACGGGUACAGAGAUUGAGACAGACUCCAGAUACUGCUGGGAACAAGAAUCUCGCGAUCGGAACAGAGACGGUUUUUACUGUACCGAUUGUGACAGAGCAGACCUGCUCUUCUACCUCCAACAAUGA